Messenger RNA from Mucor mucedo, 888 nucleotides. Its product is annotated as HAUS augmin-like complex subunit 6 N-terminus-domain-containing protein. Gene Ontology annotation, cellular component: HAUS complex; mitotic spindle microtubule. The transcript has 2 exons. The coding region runs from base 1 to 888 and encodes 295 amino acids. Gene Ontology annotation, biological process: spindle assembly. Lineage: Eukaryota; Fungi; Mucoromycota; Mucoromycetes; Mucorales; Mucoraceae. Gene Ontology annotation, molecular function: microtubule binding. The record is from RefSeq and is a predicted model, not a curated record.
AUGUCACGAAAAAGCAUUCGAUCUUCCGCAGCGUCAACAUUUGUUCGUAAUCUCCAUUCACUUGGUUUCAAACCACCGCGCAACAGCAAAUGGGUUGUCAAUCAACAAACAUUUACAGUCAAUGCUGACAGUAUUAAAGCAUUCGAACAUGUCAGUUAUUUCCUGUUCAGUAUUCUUGACAAAAAGAAGGUAAAAUCAACCUUUAGGGAAGUUUGGCCUAUUACAAACAUAGAAAAAUCACGCGAAUACCGUCGACUUGCUUUUAAAUGGUUAAAGGAUAUUCAACCAGGUACUCAUUUAGUGAAUGCACCUUUAAGAGUAAGCUAUUUUACAGAUUGUCGGGGAAAACCCUUCAACCAAAUCAUCUCAGCUUUCACUGCUCUUGCGAUGGACAAAAAUCCAAACUAUAAUACAGAUGUUGCUACGAACGAUUCAUAUUCAGCCAAAACAGCCCAAGAUUCUAAGCCACACACAGCAGGCAAAAGAUCUACAAUAGACCUUCCUCUUACAACUGAAGUGUUGCCUCGAAAGAAAACAAGAACACAGUCUCCAGUGGAUUUACCCAAAUCAUCUUUGAAUGCAACACCACGGACAUGCCCCCAAGCAGUAUCACAUAGUCAUCCAUUACAAAAUUUACCGGCCCUUCUUAUAUCCGUGCCAUCUUCUUCCAAACCAAAAACAUCACCCACCUUUAAUCCACAUACUCCAUCAGGAGUACGUUCUUUAAUAUCAUCAUCAUUACCAUCAUCAAAGGAUACAGCAUCAUCCCGAGCAUAUCAAACACCACCAUCAAACACAGAUGUUUUAUUGUCUUCAAAAUCUGAUGAACUAGCAUCCUCAACAAAUAAUCAUCUGCCACACCCAACAGAAUCUCCUUUUCCGCCGUGA